UUGAUGUUUUGUUGGAUCAACAGAGUUCUUGUCAAAUCUCUCUCUCGUUCCCUGAGGCCACGCUUCUUGUCCCGCACUCCCCGCACACUGGUUCCCAGCAUGUCCUUCCAGUACCCGCAGGCGUACCGCGACCAGGCAGUGGUGGAUGACUACCAUGGCAGCAAGAUGCCAGAUCCAUACAGCUGGCUGGAGGACCCGGACAGCGAGAAGACGCAGGCCUUUGUCGGUUCUCAGAACCAGUUGACGUUGCCGUUCCUGGAGCAGAGCGAGGUCCGGGACCUGUUCAAGGAGCGCAUGACGGAGCUGUACGACUACCCAAAGUACAGCUGUCCCUUCAAGAGGGGGAGCAGGUACUUUCACUUCUACAACACCGGCCUCCAGAACCAGAGUGUGAUGUACUUGCAGGAGAGUCUGGAAGCCGAGCCCACAGUCUUCCUGGAUCCAAACACUUUUUCUGAUGAUGGGACAGUUGCCCUGCGAGGCUAUGCAUUCUCCGAGGAUGGGGAGUACUUGGCGUACGGCACCAGUGCCAGCGGGUCCGACUGGGUGGAGAUCCAGUUCCUAGGGGUUGAAGGUGCCAAGCCUCUGGAGGACCGCCUGGAGCGAGUCAAGUUCAGCUGCAUGUCCUGGACCCAUGAUGGGAAGGGUCUUUUCUACAACUCCUACCCCGAACAAAAGGGCAAGAGUGAUGGCACUGAAACCUCCACCAACCUGCACCAGAAGCUGUACUUCCACGUGCUGGGGACCCCGCAGUCCGAGGACGUGCUGUGUGCAGAGUUCCCCGACAACCCCAAGUGGAUGAGUGGAGCUGAGGUAUCAGAUGACGGGCGAUAUUUGCUGCUGUCCAUCAGGGAAGGUUGUGAUCCAGUCAACAGACUGUGGUACUGUGAUCUGAAGACCACUCCUCAGGGUAUUACAGGACUUUUGCCGUGGGUGAAGCUGAUCGACAACUUUGACGCCGAGUACGAGUAUGUGACCAACGAGGGCACGCUGUUCACAUUCAAGACGAACCUGGAAGCUCCACGCUAUCGCCUCAUCAACAUCGACUUUGCCUUGCCUGCCCAGAGCAGCUGGAAGGAGCUCAUCCCUCAGCACGACAAGGACGUUAUCGUGUUCGCCACCUGCACGUACUCGAGCUUCCUGUUUGUGUGUUUCCUCCACGACGUGAAGAACGUGUUGAAAAUGUACCAGCUGAGCUCGGGGGAGGAGCUUAGGACCUUCCCCCUGGACGUGGGCUCUGUGGUGGGCUUCACCGGACGGAAGAGAGACUCUGAGAUCUUCUACUACUUCACGUCCUUCCUCUCUCCAGCCAUCAUUUACCACUGCGACCUGACCCAGGAGCCGCUGCAGCCCCACGUCUUCAGAGAGGUCACCGUCAAAGGCUUCAACACCUCCGACUACCAGACCACCCAGAUCUUCUAUCCCUCCAAGGACGGCACUCAAAUCCCCAUGUUCAUCGUGCACAAGAAGGGCAUCAAGCUGGACGGCUCCCAUCCAGGCUUCCUGUACGGCUACGGGGGAUUCAACAUCUCCAUCACACCGAGCUUCAGCGUCUCCCGCCUCAUCUUCGUCAGACAUCUUGGGGGAGUCCUCGCCGUCGCCAACAUCAGAGGAGGAGGAGAGUACGGGGAGACCUGGCACAAAGCUGGCAUGCUGGCCAACAAGCAGAACUGCUUCACAGAUUUCCAGUGUGCAGCGGAGUAUCUCGUGAAGGAGGGAUACACCUCCUCGUCCAAACUCACUAUAAACGGAGGCUCCAAUGGAGGUCUGCUCGUUGCCGCCUGCGUGAACCAGCGGCCGGAGCUGUUCGGCUGCGCCGUGGCUCAGGUCGGCGUCAUGGACAUGCUGAAGUUCCACAAGUUCACCAUCGGUCACGCCUGGACCACAGACUUCGGCUGCUCAGAAGACAAAAAGCAGUUUGAUUGCCUCAUGAAAUACUCCCCGCUCCAUAACAUCCGCAUCCCAGAAGGCAACGGGGUCCAGUACCCAGCAGUGCUCCUGCUCACCGGUGACCACGACGACCGCGUGGUGCCCCUCCACUCUCUGAAAUACAUCGCCACCCUGCAGCACAUCGUCGGCCGCAGCUCCAAGCAGACGAACCCCCUGUUCAUCCUCGUGGACACAAAGUCGGGCCACGGCGCCGGCAAACCCACCAGCAAGGUCAUCCAGGAGGUGGCGGACACCUACGCCUUCAUCGCUCGCUGUCUCAAGAUCUCCUGGGUCAAAUAACGAGUUCUUUGGUACUCAAAAUCAUCUUUUGGAAUACUGUUCACAUUCUUUACAACUUUACAGCAGCACUUGCUUAUGUUUACCCAGCCAUCACUAUUCACCAUAUCUGUAGUCCGGGCCAUGAGUGUAGUCCUUUUUAAACCAAGCGUCUACAUUGUCAGUGUUUAAACGGAGGCUCACCUUCACAGUUACAGCAAUCAGCCAAUCAGCCGUUACAGUCCUGAGGUUUAAGUGGCAAAAGUUUAUUUGACUUUGAUCGUUUCCGCUCCAACAUUAUGCGUAUUAUUUAUUUUUGGAAAGGAUGGGGGAUGUGAGAAAAUGAGAAAACUGCCGUAGCUGACAGUAUUUGUGUGUGUGUGUGUGU
Limanda limanda (common dab) is the source of this 2593-nucleotide messenger RNA. RefSeq names its product prolyl endopeptidase (gene prep). Gene Ontology annotation, biological process: proteolysis. Gene Ontology annotation, cellular component: cytosol. Bases 4 to 2229 code for a protein of 741 amino acids. The transcript is spliced from 14 exons. The record is from RefSeq and is a predicted model, not a curated record. Gene Ontology annotation, molecular function: serine-type endopeptidase activity; oligopeptidase activity. NCBI's taxonomy places the organism in Eukaryota, Metazoa, Chordata, Actinopteri, Pleuronectiformes, Pleuronectidae.